GAAAGUAACAUUCAAGUAGUCGUACGUGUUAGAGGAAUGGCACCAGGUGAAGCACCUCCAAUACAGCCAAUUUUAUCCACUUCUGGACCGCAUUGCUCUUCUAUCAACGUUGCAAUGGAAGUUCAACAAUCUGCCUCUGCGGUCAAUGUGGCGGCAAAUAGCGUGCAGUCAUCCUUGGUGGGAGAUGGAGGAAACGUUCGUGAGAGAUCAUACCCAUUCGAUCACGUCUUUGGUCCUGAAGCGGAUCAGGGAAUGGUGUAUCAAAGUGUGGUAGGACCGGUAUUGAAUGAAGUGAUGAACGGCUACAAUUGCACAGUAUUCGCUUAUGGUCAAACCGGAACAGGGAAGACGCAUACCAUGGAAGGAGAUUUGACAUCGCAAUUGGGCACUUAUAGUGCAGAAGCAGGAAUCAUACCACGCACACUUUACAGGCUGUUCCACACUUUGGAGCUGUCCAAAGAUGAGUAUAGCGUUCAUGCUACCUUUGUGGAACUAUACAAUGAAGAAUUACGUGAUUUACUGAGCGAUGAAGCACCUCAGCCAUUGGGUGGCGGUAAAGAUUCGGCGGGAUUAAGGAUGUAUGAGGAUAAAGGCAAAGGAGUCAACAUUCAAGGCCUGGAGGAUAUUCCAAUGCGGGAUGCAGAGCAUGGAUUGAAACUUCUUCGUAAAGGUAGUCAAAAGCGACACAUUGCUGCUACCCGGUGCAACGAAUCGUCCAGUCGAUCACAUUGUGUCUUUACACUAACGGUUCAUAUCAAGGAGACCACAUCAAAAGGAGAAGAUGUAUUGCGAACGGGAAAGCUGAACCUUGUCGAUCUUGCUGGAUCUGAAAAUAUUGGAAGAAGCGGAGCAGAGAACAAACGUGCAAGAGAGGCCGGAAUGAUUAAUCAAAGCUUGCUCACGUUAGGCAGAGUGAUCAAUGCACUGGUAGAAAAGAGUAGUCACAUCCCCUAUAGAGAAUCAAAGCUAACGAGAUUGCUACAGGAAUCGCUUGGAGGACGAACAAAGACGUGUAUCAUUGCCACUGUUUCAUCAGAACGUUCAAAUAUGGAAGAAACGCUGUCUACAUUGGAUUAUGCUUUACGUGCUAAAUCGAUCCGAAAUCGUCCAGAGGUCAAUCAGAGAAUGACGAGAGCGGCUCUGAUCAAAGAAUACGUUCAUGAGAUCGAAAGGCUCAAAGGUGAUCUUUUGGCUUCACGGGAAAAGAGUGGAAUAUUCUUAUCCCCUGAAAGCUGGCAAUUAAUGCAAGAAGAACAUGACGGAGCACGAAGUCAAGUGGAGGAGCUACGUCGGCAUGGUGAAGUUGUUGAAUCAAAGAUGGUAUCGUUGAAGGAGCAAUUUGAGCAAAGUAUGCAAUUGCUACUCAAACGUGAAGCUGAGUCAAAGACAAUUCGAUCCGAAUUUGAGCAGAAAGAGGAGGAAUUACAACAAAUUCUCGGUCAAAUUGAUGAAUUGAAAAGGGCAGAGCAAGAAGAAAGGGAGCUCAGGGAGGCUUACAUGCGCAGCGAGAAGCGUCUUGAUGGUGUCGCACGCGGUUUGAGAGGAAUGUUUUACGAAAGUGCAGGAGAUGUUGAUGGAUUGUUUUCUAAAUUGGACCGUAAAGCCAAGGUUGAAAGAAGGAAUCGUGAUUUGUUGGCCGAAUGUCAAGCUUCUUUAGCGUCUAUAUCCAAUCAGUUAGAAGCUCGAGUCACAGAUUUCGGCUCAAGUCACGAACAAUUCACCAUGGAUCUUUCAGCGCAAUUGAGAGAAUUCCAGGUACGCGAACAGGAUAAACUUAAAGCAAAUCGUGAAUCGAUCGAUCAGAAGCUUCAGGCUCUUUUAUCGCUUACUCGAUCUAUCUCUGCUGAUCAUCAACAGAACAAGGGUGCGAUCGAUGAGCUGGCAGAUGCUAUCCGACGAGAAGGAGAUCGGUUCGUAGGGGCAUGCCAAGAAAGAAGUGAGAUGCUGCAUUCGACCUGUCAAUCACUUGUGCAGGAUGUCUCUCAAAGUCAUCGUGAAUCUUUGAUCGGCGUACGCGCGGGUAUCGAAGAGAUGGGUGAGAUGUCGAUGAAUAUCAUCAAAUUGGCAAAAGAGAGGGCUAACCAAGAUAAGAAAGGUCUUGAAGACGUUCGUACGCUUUCUUCAGACACAAUUCAUCGAGAACUAGCACGACUUCAAACGCAAAACGACCAAUUAGCCAAACUUUUGGUUGAGGAGCGGGAAAAAUCGACCAACAUGCGCGAUGGCUUGUGUAAGAACAUCAAUCAGAUGGUCAUGAACUUCUGUCAACAACGUGAACAGACAUUCUCUACUGCUAUCGAAGCUGUCCGUCAAGGCAAUGCAGGCGCACAGGAUGACGUACAAACAUUCUCCAGACAACAUACCGAUAAAGUGGAUGAGAUGCUCGAACGUAAUCAAAGCGUUCGUGAAACAUUGAAAGAGAAGGAAAGACUGGCCAAAGCACAAAGAAUACGCAGUGAAGCAGGCUUGAAUCAAAGUAGUGCGGCUAUUGAACAAAAGAUGCAUGGAUUCACCGGAAACUUUUUCACCGUUCAACAAGAAGAUCUUGAACAAGCUCGUUCAACUAUGCAAGCUAUCUCUGGCAAUGUGGAUGGCAUUCGCGAAGUGGCAGAAUCAUCUAGACAAUCCGAAUCGCGGAACGUACAAUUGAUGCGUAACGACAUCGAAGAAGGUUUCACAGAAGCAUCGAUGGAAAUUCAGUCAACAUUGGAGGAUGUCGAAGAAACGUGUGAAGUAGCGAUCGAAGGAGUUGAAGAACAGAGGAUGCUCGGAAACGCUUUCUUGGAUGAUACAAACGCACAAUUAUCAAUGCUGAGAUCAAAUGCACAGACAUAUCUGACGUCCAAGCUACUCACGGAUAUGCCAACAGGAACAACGCCACAAAAGAGAGAUUGGCCAGCGGUUGCAUCAUGGUCACUCGUU
This is a messenger RNA of Meira miltonrushii, 2922 nucleotides long. RefSeq names its product kinesin-domain-containing protein. NCBI's taxonomy places the organism in Eukaryota, Fungi, Basidiomycota, Exobasidiomycetes, Exobasidiales, Brachybasidiaceae. Gene Ontology annotation, cellular component: spindle microtubule; nucleus. Gene Ontology annotation, biological process: microtubule-based movement; mitotic spindle assembly. Gene Ontology annotation, molecular function: microtubule binding; ATP binding; plus-end-directed microtubule motor activity. The annotation marks the transcript as partial. The transcript has a single exon. The record is from RefSeq and is a predicted model, not a curated record.